Messenger RNA from Exophiala viscosa, 1336 nucleotides. RefSeq lists its product as uncharacterized. NCBI's taxonomy places the organism in Eukaryota, Fungi, Ascomycota, Eurotiomycetes, Chaetothyriales, Herpotrichiellaceae. The record is from RefSeq and is a predicted model, not a curated record. The transcript has a single exon. Bases 312 to 1328 code for a protein of 338 amino acids.
UCAUGGAGCAAUAUCUCCAAGACUACGGAACAGGAAGAAGAGAACAAGGCCAGUUUGGAAAAGAAGAUGGAGGUUUAGAACGAGCAUAUAACGGGAUUGGAGCUGGUAGGUUUAAAGGCACUGUGGCAUGCGAUGGGCCUUCGAGAGUCGAACUCUGUUUGCUAGGAAUAACUGCAUCCCCUCUAUCUCAGCUAUCUGAAGACAGCAGCGAGGCUGAAUGGCUCUAAUGCAUAAUGAGUGACGGAGAUCUGUGCUUCACUUCUACCAUUUGCACUGAGGUUUGUUGAAGACUAUGAUUGUUUACUGUCAUCAUGCCCAACAGUGGGCUUCACUCAUCGUCUCAGGCAGUGAUAUCGACCGUCACAACAAAUGGACAUAAAUAUCUUUCAGAUCAGCCUGAAGCUUUCUUCUUCCACACUUUACCAACACUACCACCACCAUCAUCAUCGAUAUCCUUGUCUGAUUCUCACAGUCAACAUCCUGCAAUCCAGGUAUCAAGACCUGCGGCUUUCUGCACCAUGCCUUUGCCUUUUCCUUUCCACACCAUCGACACCAAUGCGACAUCCUUUGGGCAGUACUUGAGAGAUCAAAUGUCAAAUCCAGGAUACGUUGAAUACUCGUACACAAGAACCAGUCCACACUCUCUGCCCCACUACUCCCGCCCUUCGGAGAGUAGAUACCCACCACCCUCAAGCUCACGAAGAUACUCACCACCCCCGAGCUCACGAAGAUACGCUUCACCACCAAGAUCACGCAGAUACUCUCCGCCUCCCACCACCAGAGCUUCAAGACCAUACUCACCACCACCCGUCUCAAGAAGCACACGACGACACUCACCACCCCGAAGCACAAGAGGCACACAACGAUAUCCAUCACCCCCAAGCUCGGUAAGCUCAAGAGUAUGGACACUACCCAGCUCAAGCGGCUCACGACGACACUCACCACCCGCAAGAUCAAGAAGAUCCUCACCACCUCCAAGCUUCAGAAGAGGUCCGUCUUCGAGAUAUCGCGAAUCCUCCUUCGACAACCGUGGCGGCCCGUACAUGUCUGGAGGACUAGGGCGUUCGCCACCACCACCCACAAGACCAUCACGAAGACCAUCGCCACCCCCAAGCUUCACAAGAGGCUCGUCUUCGAGAUAUCGCGACUCUUUCGACACCCACAACACUGCGUAUAUGUCAGGAGGCUCAGGCAGACCGCCAAGUAGGGACGAGUAUUCAUGCUGUGCUGAUGACUAUUCAUGCUGUGCGGAUGAUUACUCAAGCAUGUCUUGUCAGGAGCUUGAUGAUAGACUCGAAGCACUCCGGAGGAGGCUGGGGAGACUCUAAAGUGGAUG